Messenger RNA from Zingiber officinale, 2088 nucleotides. Its product is annotated as serine/threonine-protein kinase 38-like. Gene Ontology annotation, biological process: peptidyl-serine phosphorylation; intracellular signal transduction. The coding region runs from base 75 to 1691 and encodes 538 amino acids. Lineage: Eukaryota; Viridiplantae; Streptophyta; Magnoliopsida; Zingiberales; Zingiberaceae. Gene Ontology annotation, molecular function: protein serine/threonine kinase activity; ATP binding. The transcript has 13 exons. The record is from RefSeq and is a predicted model, not a curated record.
AAUAAGAACGGGGAAGGCCGGAAGGGAGAGAGCGAACUCAGCGCAGGAAGGGGGAGUUAAAGAAGGGCAGAGAGAUGGAAAUGGACAGCGAGGAGAACGGAGGGGCGGCGGCGGCGGCUGGGGGACUGGCGGCGGUAGCGGAGGAGGUAGGGGUUGAGGAAGUCGGCUCGAGCUUGACGAUGGAGCGGGUAGCUGCCGCGAAGCAGUUUAUCGAGAACCACUACAGGAACCAGACGAAGAACAUUCAGGAACGGAAAGAACGCCGUUGGUUCUUGGAGAGACAAUUGGCUUCUUCACAGGCUCCUAAGGAGGAGAAAGUCAAUUUGUUAAAGGAUCUUGAGAGAAAGGAAACAGAGUAUAUUAGGCUUAAAAGGCACAAGAUCUGUGUUGAUGAUUUUGAGUUACUAACCAUAAUUGGAAGAGGAGCUUUUGGGGAGGUCAGACUCUGUCGGGAGAAGUCCUCCGGGAAUAUAUAUGCAAUGAAAAAAUUGAAGAAAUCUGAAAUGGUUAGCCGGGGACAGGUGGAACAUGUAAGAGCUGAAAGGAACUUGCUAGCUGAAGUAGCUAGCCAUUAUAUUGUCAAACUCUUCUACUCAUUUCAAGAUACUGAAUAUCUUUACCUAAUAAUGGAAUAUCUUCCUGGAGGAGACAUGAUGACACUACUCAUUAGAGAAGAUACCUUAACAGAAAACGUGGCUAAAUUCUACAUUGCUCAGAGUGUUUUGGCCAUAGAGUCCAUUCAUAAACACAAUUACAUUCACAGGGACAUAAAGCCUGACAAUCUUCUCUUAGAUAAAGAUGGACACAUGAAGCUGUCAGACUUUGGCUUGUGCAAACCGAUUGAUUGUUCAAAACUUUCAACAUUAAAUGAAGAUGAACCCAUGAGUGAUGAGAAUCUUCGGGAUUCGAUGGAUAUUGAUGGUUCGUCUGAUACAAAUAAUGGUAACAGGUGGAGAAGUCCUCAUGAACAACUACAGCAUUGGCAGAUGAACAGGAGAACACUGGCAUUUUCUACAGUUGGAACACCGGACUAUAUUGCUCCAGAAGUAUUAUUAAAGAAAGGAUAUGGCUUAGAGUGUGAUUGGUGGUCCUUGGGUGCAAUAUUGUAUGAGAUGCUGAUUGGUUAUCCACCAUUCUAUUCUGAUGAUCCAAUAACUACAUGCCGAAAGAUUGUGCAUUGGCGAACCUAUUUAAGGUUUCCAGAAGAUGCAAGGUUGUCUUCUGAGGCCAAGAGUCUUAUUUGUAGAUUAUUGUGUGAUGUUGAGCACAGAAUUGGCAGUGGAGGGGCAGAUCAAAUAAAGGCUCAUCCUUGGUUCAAAGAUAUUAUUUGGGACAAACUUUAUGAAAUGGAUGCAGCAUUUAAACCUGAAGUUCAUGGAGAAUUGGACACUCAUAACUUCUUGAAGUUUGAUGAAUUGGAUCCUCCUACUCCAGCUAGAACCGGUUCUGGGCCUACGAGGAAGAAGGCAUUUCUAAAACCUGAAGAUUUUAGCUUUGUUGGAUAUACUUACAAGAACUUCGAUGCUGUCAAAGGGUUACAUAAAUGCCUUGAUAAGAGGAGGAGUAUGUCACCUAGGAGGCCAUCACUGGACACUAUAUUCGGCAACUCGGUAAUGGAUCGUGCAACAAAAUCAAAUGGAGGGAAAUCCGAUGUGGACAUGAUUUCCUUAGGCGACGCUGUGACUCCGUAGCUUAUAAAUUUGUUAUCUGGACUCUCCCUAUCACUUGCCUGCUCAUUUUAUGUCAGGCUGCCCGAUUACCUGGUCCUGAUACUCAAUUGACAUUUUGUAGCAUCGUCGACUUUUAGUUAUACAACAGUGCACGAAUGAUGUCGGUUAAAGCAAGUGACUUGUGUGGCAUUCAAGGUCCAUCCUGCUAUUUGGGUUUAGGUGCAUUUGUCCUGGCUGCCCAGGUCAGCAGAGAUUAUGCUUUCUCUUGCGGCAGUUCUCAAUAUGGUUUUCGCCUUGAAGUCACUGCCUCAACUCACCAAUAUAAUAGUUGUUUGAUUCGUGUCGUGAAACCGUUGUUUUCCAAUUAAUGGUGUGUUUUGAUGAACAAAGAGUUCAAUGAGAUGCCCGAUUUUGCCUA